Molecule: messenger RNA, 1459 nt
Organism: Lentinula edodes (shiitake mushroom)
Lineage: Eukaryota; Fungi; Basidiomycota; Agaricomycetes; Agaricales; Omphalotaceae
Exons: 4
Coding region: 65-1342 (425 amino acids)
Biological process (GO): tetrahydrobiopterin biosynthetic process
Molecular function (GO): 4-alpha-hydroxytetrahydrobiopterin dehydratase activity
Source: RefSeq, a predicted model, not a curated record
AUUCAGACCACAUUUACGCUACCAUUUACUGCUCUUAUCAUCGUCUCUGAUUGCUGGAUAGUUCAUGGCCCGAAUUCUGUCAAUAGUCACGCGUAUAUCGCGUGUUACUCCGCAGAGAACCAACACUCACAGAACUCGCGCGCUUCGUAUAUCUCCGGGUCAUACAUCUAUACUGCCAAAGUCCCUACUUUUAAUCAGAAGAAGUAGUAGUGCUAUAGAAGAAGAACCGAAGGAAACAGUGGAGGGAAGGACACCACACGAUGCUGAAAAGACGUUAAAGCCGACCCUAGUUCCUAAACAUAUUACAACGCAAACACCCCUCCAUGUCGCCUCCCUUCCUCCUCUCCCAGCCCGACCAACGACCUGGCCGACGCCAUGGCUGAGCCUUUCUGAAAUGCAGGAAUACCUUUUCCCGUUGAAGGAGCUGUUACCGUUGAAGGCGCUUCCUACCUCCAUUAUCAAGAAGAAGCUGUGGCGGCACAGACUAGCUCCAGUGUUGGAUCUUCCUGAGAUUGAGGCAAAAACAUCGGCACUUCGACUGGAUCCUGGUAACGGCCUCCAUUUCAUGAUGACAUACACUUUCACAGACGUUGAAUCCGCGAAUGAGUUCGUUGCAGAGGUGAAGAGGAUCGCCAGAGUGGAGAAGCAUGAUCCCGAGUACUUGCACGUCUACCGCCAUUCAGACUCUAAACAAGGGGACAUUGAAAAAAAUCCGUACGCAGCACGAGUAAACAUCCGAAUAACCACCCACCAGGCGUAUAUCCCUAAGGAGAUAUCUGACUUGCGGCCAACAGUGCCUGCGAGGGAUGUUACUCCCUUCCCAGAAGACCUUAUUAUUUCCGGAGUCACCAUGCGCGAUGUGCGGUUCGCGAUGCUUGUUGACCAGGUUUUCAGAGAGCAGUUUUUGAUUGUUCCUCCUGACUCUGAAGACGGAGACAAGAACGAAAACGAAAACAAGAACCAGAAUGAAAGCGAGAACCAGAACGAAAGCGAGAACAAAAGCGAGAUAUUCAACAAAGCAAGAAAAAGAACUGGUCUACCCUCCUUUAUUCGUCCUCCCGCUACCCCGUCCGUAUCCCUAGCGUACCCCAACCCCACGCUAAGUCCAAAUACCCAACAACUCCUCUCCUCCAUUUUUCGAUCCCGUUUCUGCCCAUGCUGCGGUCUCCCGCACGCAUUAGCUGACUGUCCUGUGAGGGAUGAGUAUCCACAAUAUUCUUCAAUCAAGAGGUUGGGUGAGAAGAAGGCGGCUUUAGGGGAACAAAUCAAGGAAGAAGGGAAAAAAGGGGAGAAAGGGAAGAAAGGAAAGGAAGAGAAGGAAGAGCAAGGGUAUAAGGAAUGAGUAAUGGAUUUCUUUCAAUAUAUCUUAGUGGCACUUCUUUGUUAAUGAAACAACAUGCAGCAUACUGAUACUGAUACUGAUAUGUAUACAAAAGCCUCAAGAAUUAUUAUUUGAAAC